Molecule: messenger RNA, 1486 nt
Organism: Paecilomyces variotii
Lineage: Eukaryota; Fungi; Ascomycota; Eurotiomycetes; Eurotiales; Thermoascaceae
Exons: 2
Coding region: 121-1269 (382 amino acids)
Source: RefSeq, a predicted model, not a curated record
GUGAAACCAGCUCCUUAGAAUCGUCAGAACUCUCUGGUCGAAUUCGCCGGACUCAAGUUGUCCUGCCAGACUGUCAAUUAUCCCGGACGAUUGGAGGAAGGGCUGGCCCCCGACGCGCCAAUGGAAGAUGGAUCCGAGCAGACGCCUGUGGGACGGUCCGUCGACAGUGGAGAGCUUCUUGGGAGACCACGAUCGGGGAGCGCCAACAGCACUGGUCAUCGCCGCAGCUUGUCUGGCAGUCUCUUGGCGAAGCUGUCGUUCCUCCGGAUGAGCCAGACAACAGAUACAAGUUCUGGGAAGGAUGCUGAUGUCGAGGGGGACGAUGGAGAUGGCUCUCUCCCAACACCGCGGCCGAAGGGCAGGGCAUUGGCGACAGCGAUCCAGCAACAGAGGCGGACCCGCAGGAGGAAGGGUUCCUUGCGCAAGACGGCCCUGCUAGGCACACGAUUCGAAUCCAGGGAGAAGAGACUGAAUAAUGGCUCGCCCAGGAGUUUAGACGUUUCGCGCGGCGACUCCAACGGAUACAGUACCGACAACACCUCGCGACGCUCACCAGUCAGUCCAACCUCUCUCGACGACGAAGCCACUCCACGAGGCAGUUUCGAUGGCGACGAUGGUAUGUCUGCCUCCGGAUGGUCGCGCGUGAACACACGACGCAACAGUAACCUACUGAGUGCGUCCACCACUCCUUCGCGUCUACAGCCCAACGUGUCCAGUUCGAUACUCGGCGAUGAGACAACGACCGACGACGAAGACAUCAUCCCCUUCCCCCGUCUUGCCAAUUCCACCAUUCGAGGUGCAUCCACCACCAGCGGCACCGGCGCCGCUGCUGCUGGAGUCCACAUCCCGACCCCAUCAUCCAGUUCAGAUUCCUACUUCCCUCUCCGAUCCGAGUCUAUGAGCCGGCAGCACAGAGCGGGACAUCGUCCGAAAUCGCCCCUUGCAACUCACUCCUCUGACCUGAAGAGCGUCCAGGAUAUAUGGGAUUACUCAGAGACAGAAUGGUGGGGCUGGAUCAUUCUCAUAGUGACGUGGAUUGUGUUUGUGAUCGGUAUGGGCAGCUGCUUCGGAGUCUGGAGCUGGGCAUGGGAUGUUGGUGAAACGCCAUAUGCACCUCCGGAACUGGAGGAUGAUCCUACCUUACCGAUCGUUGGGUACUAUCCUGCCCUGAUGGUCUGCACGGCUGUCAUGGCGUGGGUUUGGGUGGUGGUCGCGUGGGUGGGGAUGAAAUAUUUCAAACAUGCGAAUAUCUCUGGAGAAGAUAUCUAGGAUUUUAGGGCCAGUGAGCAUGUCGACAUGACUUGCAACGUAUACUAUUGAAAGAGAAGGGAAGAAGUUUUUCUCUUCUGGCCUUCCUAUACUGGCUCGACAUCCUUGUGGGGAGUGAAGCUGGAGAAUCAGAUAUGCUAUUCCUUGUGAAAGCGACUGACAUUACAAAUGGUUCGAAUAGUUAACUACAAAAAUGUAUUAGAAUAACGACGUGAAA